Molecule: messenger RNA, 4553 nt
Organism: Toxorhynchites rutilus septentrionalis
Lineage: Eukaryota; Metazoa; Arthropoda; Insecta; Diptera; Culicidae
Product: SR-related and CTD-associated factor 8-like
Exons: 12
Coding region: 163-4134 (1323 amino acids)
Cellular component (GO): nucleus
Molecular function (GO): RNA binding
Source: RefSeq, a predicted model, not a curated record
CAUUUUGAACCAGCCCAAGAAAUUCGUGUGCGUGUGUGAAUAUCAAAACGGUGACAAAGCCGAACCGCUCGGGAAAUUUUGCAACUUUUUUGGUGUAAUAUGCCAUUGAAUGGCUAGAAGUGUUUGAAAUACAUUACUGAAUGUGCAAGGAAUUGUAUAAACAUGGAAACGGUGCGAGUAUUCAAUCAGGAGCUCUCCGGGCUGUACGAGUCCAAGCCGCCGAUCUCGAAGGCGAAGAUGGCAUCGAUUACCCGGAGCGCCAUGAAGGCUAUCAAAUUUUACAAGCAUGUCGUGCAGAGUGUGGAAAAGUUCAUCUCUAAGUGCAAAUCGGAGUACAAAAUACCAGGGUUGUAUGUGAUCGAUUCCAUUGUCCGCCAGUCGCGCCACCAGUUUGGCCCGGAGAAGGAUGUGUUUGCACCUCGCUUUGCCCGCAAUAUGGAGCAAACCUUUGCGCAUCUAUUUCGCUGCCCCCCGGAAGAUAAGAGUAAGAUUAUUCGCGUGUUGAAUCUGUGGCAGAAGAAUAUGGUGUUUGCACCAGAGGUAAUCCAACCAUUGUUCGAUUUGGCCAAUCCUGAACACCCGCUUCACCAACAAUACAACGCAUCAUUGGCAGCUGGGGGUGGAGGCAUGGGUAGCGGCAGCGGUAUCGAUCAAUCGUCAAACGGGAUGAAUACUUCUGCCUUGUCCCAUGACUCACCGGGACCACUUAGCCAUGAUGAUCAUGGCAACUCGACGCAAACUUCGGAUGCGAAGCCAUUGGACCAGAACACUAUUCGUCAGUUGCAGCAGUUCCAGCAGAUUUUGAUGCGGCAAACCAGUGGCGAUAAUUCGCUUGGUUCUAGCAAAGAUCAAAUCAAGUUCAACAAAAAGCUGCUCGAUUUCGAUUACGGAAGUGAUGACGAUGACGACAAAAAUUCACCGUCGAUGCAAUCUACUUCACUGCCCGAUGGAAAUAAUAUCGCGCAAAUCUUGUCGGAUCCAAACGUGUUGAAACAACUGCAGAAUUUACAAAAGCUCAAGCAGCACGAGAUGGAGGAAAAGCAAAGUAAACUUACCGAGAUGCGACUCCAGGAGGAAAAGUUUGAGAAGCAUUUGGCUAGCGUACUGAAGAAACUACCAUUUGCGAAUGAGUGUGAUUUAAGUCGUCAGCCGCCAAUUGAUCUUAAUGCCGGGCUUUCGUCAUCCAAGGAUAAUGACCCUGACGAUUGUAUAGUAACUGAGGUAAUCAGCGAUACACGCAGCUCAUCGCCACGGAGCACAACGGCCGACCAGUACAAGUCAUCCUCGUCGUCAAGGCGUCGGAAGAGCCGCUCACGCUCUCCACGGGAUCGCCGUGAUCGAGGAGACAGAGGGGGCCGCAGAAGGUCACGUUCGCGAUCUCGCUCAAGAAGUCGGUCACACUCACCAAGACGAGGCCGCGGAGGUCGUGGAUCGUCCCGGGAUCGGGAUCGCGAUCGCGUUAGCCAGAAAGACAAGGAACGCGAGAAGGAGCGUGAAAGAGAACGCAAAAAGCGUGGUCUGCCGGAGAUCAGAAAGGAACACCUAAGUGUAUGCAGUACCACCUUGUGGGUUGGCCAUCUAUCCAAAUUGGUACAGCAGGAAGAACUGUCGGAUACAUUUGGAAAAUAUGGCGACAUCGUUAGCAUUGAUCUUAUUCCUCCCCGCGGGUGUGCAUUUAUUGUGAUGAAUCGUCGCCAGGAUGCAUAUAAGAGUAUGCAGAGUUUGAAAAGUCACAAAAUGCACGGGCGUACAAUAACUAUCUCGUGGGCUACCGGCAAGGGCGUAAAAAGCAAGGAGUGGAAGGAUUACUGGGACAUCGAUUUGGGUGUCAGUUAUAUUCCCUGGAACAAGAUUGAUCAUAACACUGAUUUGGAGAGUUUGGAAGAAGGUGGGAUGUUCGACGAAGACACAAUGCCCCAGUGGAUGAAAGACAAGAUAACAAAUGCUUCGAAGAAAAAGGAAAAUGAAGCAUCUGGCCUCAUGAAUCCUGUGUAUGCUGUUGAUACGAGUCAACCACCUCCACCGACAGCCACAAUGAUGGGAAUGGGCAUAUCACCAUUCCCAAUAAGCAGUGUUCCAAGAUUACCACUGAUGGGAUUACCGAUUGUACCUGGUAUAGGCAUCAAUGUCCCUCCGCCCAGUUUGCUAAUGGCCGGUGGCAUCAACAAUCCUCCCCCACUUCCUAUGCCAGGAUUUGGUGUUCUGCCACCCCCUCCACCGUCUCAAGUUAUGCCCUCUGGUGGCGAUGAGAUGGAUAUAGAGAUGGAAGACGAAGGUUCGAAUCAAAGUCAUGGAGCUGCUGCUCCAGUUCCCCCAUCUAGUGUGGCAUUUUUCAAUCAACCACCGCCACCUUUGAUGCCACCGAACUCGUCUGGACCUCCGCGCUUUGGUCGAAAUCAGGAUAACGGAUCCAACUUCAAUCAGAACAGCGAUGGUGAUGGUAAUGACCAAAACAGGGGAGGUGGAAGAAAUCGCGGAGAAUUUGACCGCCGAGGUAGUCGUGAUCGAGAUCGGGCCAACCGUGGAGAUCGCGGAGAUCGUGGAGAUCGUGGAGAUCGUGGGGAUCGUGGAGAUCACCGCGGGGAUCGGAGGGAUUUCGAUCGGGAUAAUCGAGACAAUCGAGGAAGACGAAAUGUUCGUGAUAACAACGAAGGGGAGCGACAGGAACGCGCAAGCCGUUGGGGUAGUAAUGAAAGGGUGGCGAACCGUGGAGGGAACGGCAGUGAAAGCGGUCGCGAUGAUAGACCAUUGUCUGAGCGACUGCGUGAACUUGCCGGAGCGGACUUCAGUCAAAGAGGAGGCGAUAGUAACGACGGUCAGCCACCGUUCGGUGGAGGAAGGAAUUUCAGAGGUGGUAGAAACAAUGAUGUCGAUGACUUUAACAAUCGAGGAGGAGAAGAGUUUGGUCGUCGGGGCGGUUUUCAGCAGCAGGGUGGUCGCUUCAAUAAUAACAACAACAACAAUAAUCAACGCGGCGGACGGUUCAACAACCGUGGCGCUGGAUUUGCUCAGAAUCGUCAACAGCGUGGUGCCCCAGAAGGCGACAUGCAAGCAAUGAACAUCAUGUCUCUUCUCAAUAUAGGUCAACUGUUUGGUAACAAUGAACAAGAAGGUGGGGACAAUGAACAGCAGCAGAACUUUUUCGAUCGGGGAGGUGAAGGUGGUAACUUCAACAAUCGUCGAUCAAACAAUUGGAACGAAGGCGACCGUGGUAACCGUGGAGGGCGUGGUGGUCGUGGUAAUUGGAGGGAUAACAGCGAGGGUGGAGGGGAUAGUGAUGGUGGCAGAGGAGCACGAUUUGGACGACGCAAUGAUCGUAAUGAACGUAAUGAACGUAAUGAUCGUAAUGAUCGUAACGAACGUAACGAACAGAGAAAUCAAGGAAGACGUAACGAUGCUGCCGGACAGAAUGAUCAACAGCCACAACCACAACCACAGGAGCAUAAGGCUAGCGGAAAGGAAGCUGCUGAUACUAAAAAUCUGCGUUGGGAUCAAAACGAUGAAACAUGGGAUGAUGAUUGCCCAGUUGCGACCACUUCGAAUCAGCAGCAAGAGAAACCGAGGAAAGAGCAACACGAAGAGAGCUCUGAAAUGAGUAGAGGAAAUGGUAGUAUCGAAAAUUCAGAACCAUCCAAAAUGGAUGGUAAAAACACGGAACCCAAUGAAGAACAAAAUGAGGGCAAAAAGUUUGGCGGUGGAGGUACACCGCUUUUUGAUGAAAUGCAAUCAGCUGAUACGGAGCAUACACGGGAACAGGAAACACAAAGGUACUCUGGUUCUCCUCCACACAACGUAGAACAGGAACGCGAGUCCGAACCUAGAAUACGAUCUCUAGAGGCCAGAACAUCUCCUCCUCCAGAGCCCAGACAUCCAUCGCCAGAACCUAAACAUUCAUCGCCAGAGCCUAGACAUCUGUCACCAGAGCCGCCCAGACAGUUCACACCAGAACCCAGACAGUUAUCACCAGACCAACCACAAGAGCGACCACAACUGUAUUCGCCUUCGCCUCCACCCCCACCUUCUAUGGGCGCCUCGGAACCAGUGAUCGAAAGUUCGACUCUAGCGUCGGAAUCAACACCUGCUGUAGAAUCUUCAGAUGCUGUAGAGUCUGCUCCACCCGCUGAGGAUGCCUAGUUGCAUAAUUAUCUACAUCCUACAAUUGGAUAGAAAUCAAAUAUUCGGAAUUCAAUUUAAUGGAUUAAUUUAAUUUUUGUUCAAGUGGUUAGAAUAAUUAAUUUCGGUGUUUUCCAUGCGAAAACACACAUUCAUGAAUGAAUUCAUUUGUAUUUUUUCUUAGGCGAAAGACAUGAAAGGCAAAUACUUUUAGUUGUUACUCAUUUCGAAAAUCUUUUUUUUUAAUAUAUUUAAGCUCGGAUCUUGCAACGCCGUUUCAAUCUUUUUGAAACUAUUGUUCUGAUUUCGAUGCCAGUUGCAUUGCGAAUAUAUAGACUUAAAUUGUUUAAAAUUUAUGGCUAGGGAGGGUGUUGCAAAUAAAGAAGAACUCCAAUUACCAGUCCUAUAUAUAUAUAUAUAUAUAUAUAUAUAUAUAUAUA